AUGGACGCAAUCAUCGAGUCUGGACGCAAGAUUUGGGAGGGUGAAAUCGACUUUGAAGGUCAACGCCUGGUCGAGAUGUUCUGUAGCGUCCUGUUGAGCACUGCUGGAGUCCUCGCUUUCAUGGUCGGCUUUGCAACUCAAGACAUCACAUACACUCUCUACAUCCUGCUCGGCGGUGCAGCCCUCACCUUCGUCGUGUGCGUACCACCAUGGCCCAUUUACAACAAGGACCCCGUCAAGUGGUUGCCCGCAAAGAAGUCAAGCGGAGUCACAGGCAUUGACAUUACAGUCGAUGGGAAAAAGGUGCAAUAA
This is a messenger RNA of Aureobasidium pullulans EXF-150, 312 nucleotides long. Its product is annotated as microsomal signal peptidase 12 kDa subunit. Gene Ontology annotation, biological process: protein targeting to ER. The coding region runs from base 1 to 312 and encodes 103 amino acids. The record is from RefSeq and is a predicted model, not a curated record. The transcript is spliced from 3 exons. NCBI's taxonomy places the organism in Eukaryota, Fungi, Ascomycota, Dothideomycetes, Dothideales, Saccotheciaceae. Gene Ontology annotation, cellular component: endoplasmic reticulum membrane; signal peptidase complex.